GCGGUCCGCAGUCGGCGCCGAGGCGCGGAGCGGUGCGGGUGACUUCGGGGGCUCAGCCGCGGCCGCUGCCGGCGCCGCGUCGCUGCCUUCUCUCCCCUAUGGAAGAGAUGGAAGAGGAGCUGAAAUGCCCGGUGUGCGGCUCCUUCUACCGGGAGCCCAUCAUCCUGCCCUGCUCGCACAACCUGUGCCAGGCGUGCGCCCGCAACAUCCUGGUGCAGACCCCGGAGUCGGAGUCGCCGCAGAGCCGCCGCGCCUCGGGCUCGGCCGUCUCCGACUAUGACUACCUGGACCUGGAUAAGAUGAGCCUGUACAGCGAGGCGGACAGCGGCUACGGCUCCUACGGGGGCUUCGCCAGCGCUCCCACCACCCCCUGCCAGAAGUCACCCAACGGCGUCCGCGUCUUCCCGCCGGCCGCCCCGCCGCCUCCCGCCACCCUGGCGCCGCCGCCGCCGCCCCGCAACGCCUGCCUCACCUGCCCGCAGUGCCACCGCAGCCUGGUGCUGGACGAGCGCGGGCUGCGGGGUUUCCCCCGCAACCGGUUGCUGGAGGGUGUCAUCGAUCGCUACCAGCAAGGCAGGGCGGCGGCCCUGCGCUGCCAGCUCUGCGAGAAGGCGCCCAAGGAGGCGGCCGUCAUGUGCGAGCAGUGCGACGUCUUUUACUGCGAUCCCUGCCGCCUGCGGUGUCACCCGCCGCGGGGCCCGCUGGCCAAGCACCGCCUGGUCCCGCCGGCCCAGGGCCGCGUCAGCCGCCGCCUCAGCCCCCGCAAGAUCUCCACCUGCACCGACCAUGAGCUGGAGAACCACAGCAUGUACUGCGUGCAGUGCAAGAGCCCCGUCUGCUACCAGUGCCUGGAGGAGGGCAAGCACUCCAGCCACGAAGUCAAGGCCCUGGGUGCCAUGUGGAAGCUCCACAAGAGCCAGCUUUCCCAGGCCCUGAACGGGUUGUCAGACAGAGCCAAGGAAGCGAAAGAGUUCCUGGUCCAGCUCCGCAACAUGGUGCAGCAAAUCCAGGAGAACAGCGUGGAGUUUGAAGCCUGCCUGGUGGCCCAGUGUGACGCCCUCAUCGAUGCCCUCAACAGAAGGAAAGCCCAGUUGCUGUCCCGGGUCAAUAAGGAGCACGAGCACAAGCUGAAGGUGGUGCGAGACCAGAUUUCUCACUGCACGGUCAAGCUGCGCCAGACCACGGGCCUGAUGGAGUAUUGCCUGGAGGUGAUCAAGGAGAAUGACCCCAGCGGCUUUCUGCAGAUCUCGGACGCUCUCAUCAGGAGAGUGCACCUGACUGAGGACCAGUGGGGAAAGGGGACGCUCACACCUCGGAUGACCACGGACUUCGACCUGAACCUUGACAACGCUCCUCUGCUACAGUCCAUCCACCAGCUCGACUUCGUGCAGAUGAAAGUUUCCUCCCCAGUGCCGGCUCCCCCGAUCCUGCAGCUGGAGGAGUGUUGCACCCACAACAACAGUGCCACCUUGUCCUGGAAGCAGCCGCCCUUGUCCACGGUGCAGGUGGAAGGCUACAUCCUGGAGCUUGAUGACGGCAACGGCGGACAGUUCAGGGAGGUGUACGUGGGCAAGGAGACCAUGUGCACGGUGGACGGGCUUCAUUUCAACAGCACGUACAGCGCCCGUGUCAAAGCCUUCAACAAAUCGGGGGUCAGCCCAUACAGCAAGACCCUGGUCCUCCAGACAUCUGAGGACACGCAGUCAGAAGAACAGACCCUCCCUUUUCCAGUGCCUUUGGAGAGAUCGCAGCUUCGUAGAAUGAGUCCUUUCUCCUCCACCCUUAAUCUACAACCCAGCUUUGCGGGGAGAUCCUACUUUGAGCUAAGAUCUUCGGCCCACCAGCUGAGCUUGCAUUCUUCUUUACAGUCCCUGAAUUCAGCCGGAUGCAAUUUUGACACACAAGGAACGCCUUACUCUCAAUUGGUUGACAUUAAAAAAAUGGUGGCAGUUGCUUGGUUUUCUUUCGAUCCGUCCUCUGCCCACGCUGACAUCAUCUUUUCUAAUGACAACCUGACUGUCACCUGCAACAGCUAUGAUGACAGGGUGGUGCUGGGGAAAACGGGCUUUUCCAAAGGGCUCCAUUACUGGGAGCUGUCGAUCGAUCGUUACGAUAACCACCCUGACCCGGCCUUUGGCGUGGCACGCAUCGACGUCCUCAAGGAUGCCAUGCUGGGCAAGGACGACAAGGCCUGGGCCAUGUACGUGGACAAUAACCGGAGCUGGUUCAUGCACAACAAUUCGCACACCAACAGAACCGAGGGUGGGAUAACGAAAGGUGCCACGGUGGGAGUGCUGCUGGAUCUGACCAGGAGGACCUUGACGUUCUCCAUCAACGAGGACCAGCAAGGGCCUGUUGCCUUCGAGAACCUGGAGGGCCUCUUCUUCCCCGCAGUCAGCCUCAACAGGAACGUCCAGGUGACACUACACACCGGCCUGCCGGUCCCUGAAUUCUACGCUUCACGCUCGGCCAUGCCCUGAGGACACUCCUGGAGCCGGCUGGCUCUUCUCAGGAUGAGAGGAGCGAGCCCGUUCCCUCCUGCAGGAUGAAGCUGAACUCCGAGCCACCAGGUCCCUGCUCGGCCACCAUGUCCCUGCUCAGCCACAGGGUCCCUUCUUGGCCACCACGUCCCUGCUUGGCCACCAGGUCCCUGCUCAGCCACAGGGUCCCUUCUUGGCCACCACGUCCCUGCUCGGCCACCGGUCCCUGCUCAGCCACAGGGUCCCUGCUUGGCCACCAGGUCCCCACUCGGCUACCAGCCGGAGACAGGGAGGCAAAGUGGGAAGGAAGAACCCGGCUUUUGGCCGUCUCCGAUCGCCGCCCUCCCGCGCUGUCCUGUGUGUGUGCGCUUCGCUGUUUAGCUCUUUUUGGCUGAUGAAGUACCUAGGUAGCCUGAGGUGUUCCUUGUGUCCGCUUUUAGGUUUGGUUUUAUUGAUUUGAGUUGGGGUUCCGGCGGGGGAGGGAGCAGUUUCAUCUCAUUUGGCAGAGCGCUUUCCCCUCUCCUGGGGCUGGCCAGAGGGACCCCUGCCCCGGGAGAGCUGCCCCCCACACCAGCCCCAUUUAUUUUGCAGGACAUUCCUUCCCCCCGUGGCCUUUCUUGCAGAGCACCCUCGGUCCUGUCUAGAGGUGGGUCCUGGAUUACCAGUCAGUCCCCGUGUCCUUACCAAAACGCCCAGCCCUGUCUCUUGUCCCCCUAGAGAUGUUUCUGUGGGGCAGGGGGUGCCAGCAGACCCUCGGUCCGGCACCGAGCACCCCUUCAGUGCUCUCCCCACAGCCCCGCACGGGUGCCACAGCCAUACGCCGGAGAGCCCUCACCGGGCUCUUUGGAGAUUAUCAUUUAUUUUUUUAUAGUUGCCGUAUAAAGCCUAGCCUUAAAUACUACCUGAUAGUGUCCUUCCGUUCACAGGAGAAUUCAUUCUGCAGCGAGGGUCUGACAGGGAGCCCGGCGUCGGGGAUGGGGAUGCGGACAGGGAUGUGGAUGGGGAUGAGGAUGAGGAUGGGGAUGGGGAGGAAGGAGAGCUGGCCACAGCCCUGCCACACACUCAGGAAUCCGUGCCCGCUGCCCUGCGCCUCCGCUCCCUUGCCCAACUUUCUGGUAAUUCAGGAGAGGAUCAGGAGCCCGUGGGCGCCGUGCCUGGUGCCGGCCCCCGUUCCCGUGCCGAGGGCGCCCGCAUGCGCAUGUCCCCACGCUUGGCUUUUCGGUCCCUUGCUCUCCCCCGGGGCCGGGGGGGAGCUCCGGGAGCACCGGUCCAGCAGAAAGACCAGUGUACAUAGACCAUUCCCUUCCAGCGUGCCCUCCUCUAGGCCGGUCUCAUGCGUUCCCUUGUCGCUCUAGUAUUAAGUUUACCUAAUUUAUUGGAUGGGUGCUAUCUCGUUGACUCACACCGAGGAGCUUCUCUGAGCUGCAGGAGAGCCGCGUUGCGGGACAACGCCGAGCAGCUCUUUGGUGAUUCCCAAGGAGCCCCCGUGGCCGGCUCACCCGGGGCUCCUCUCCCCACCCUUCUCCCCCGUUCUUUAGGAUGUUCAUGGUGCUUAUUAGACUCCCAGUGAUUGUAAGACGUCGUUCCCCCUGUACCGCGAUGAUCGCUGCAUACAGCCGCUGUACUGAAGAGAAGUGUCAUGUUUGCUGUUCUAAUAAAGGACUUUUACGAGAGAA
Molecule: messenger RNA, 4156 nt
Organism: Columba livia (rock pigeon)
Lineage: Eukaryota; Metazoa; Chordata; Aves; Columbiformes; Columbidae
Gene: TRIM9
Product: tripartite motif containing 9
Exons: 13
Coding region: 99-2480 (793 amino acids)
Cellular component (GO): cytoplasm
Molecular function (GO): zinc ion binding; protein binding
Source: RefSeq, a predicted model, not a curated record